This is a messenger RNA of Protobothrops mucrosquamatus (brown spotted pit viper), 6221 nucleotides long. It is a transcript of the gene JAG1, whose product is annotated as jagged canonical Notch ligand 1. Gene Ontology annotation, cellular component: membrane. Bases 187 to 3846 code for a protein of 1219 amino acids. The transcript has 26 exons. Gene Ontology annotation, biological process: Notch signaling pathway; cell communication; multicellular organism development. Lineage: Eukaryota; Metazoa; Chordata; Lepidosauria; Squamata; Viperidae. Gene Ontology annotation, molecular function: Notch binding; calcium ion binding. The record is from RefSeq and is a predicted model, not a curated record.
UAAAAGGAGGCUGGGCUGCUUUGCAUUGAAGAUUGGGGCGCUAUUGAAAAGCUUUUGAAAAGUGGUGUUGUCUUCCACCCGUGCGUACUUCGAUUCGGGGAGUAUAUUAGAGCCGGACAGCGGCUGCCACAGCAGCGGCACCUUGGGAAGCGUCUCUGAGCGAAGGGGACUCUGCAGGAAAGAGGCAUGCUUUUAUCAAAGAGACCGCAGCUCACGGAGUUUUCCCUAAGUCUUUUUCUUGCGCUGUUAUGCUUGCGAGUAAAGGUGACUCUAACAUCAGGCCAGUUCGAGUUUGAGAUCAUAUCCAUGCAAAAUAUAAACGGCGAAUUGCAAAAUGGAAAUUGUUGUGAUGGGACCCGAAACCCAAUUGAUAAAAAAUGCACCAGAGAUGAAUGUGAUACCUAUUUCAAAGUUUGCCUGAAGGAGUAUCAGUCCCGCGUUUCUGCUGAGGGCGCUUGCAGUUUUGGAUUUGGAUCUACCCCCGUCAUCGGUGGGAAUACCUUUAAUUUAAGAUACAGCCGGAAUAAGGAAAGGAACCGGAUUGUCCUCCCUUUCAGUUUUGCCUGGCCGAGAUCCUACACAUUACUGGUUGAAGCCUGGGAUUACAGCAAUGACAGUGCUAAUGCAGAUAGCAUUAUUGAAAAGGCAUCACACUCUGGGAUGAUCAAUCCAAGCCGUCAGUGGCAGGUCUUGAAGCAAAAUUCUGGCGUAGCUCAUUUUGAAUACCAGAUCCGGGUCACCUGUGAUGAACACUACUAUGGUUUUGGAUGCAACAAACUUUGUCGACCAAGAGAUGACUUCUUUGGACACUAUACUUGUGAUCAGAAUGGCAAUAAAACUUGCUUGGAAGGCUGGAUGGGACCAGACUGUAAUACAGCAAUCUGUCGUCAGGGUUGCAACCCCAAACAUGGUUCUUGUAAAAUGCCCGGAGAAUGCAGGUGUCAGUAUGGAUGGCAAGGCCAGUACUGCGACAAAUGCAUUCCACACCCAGGCUGUGUCCAUGGCACUUGCAACGAACCGUGGCAGUGUCUCUGUGAAACCAACUGGGGUGGCCAGUUCUGCAAUAAAGAUCUCAACUACUGUGGGACUCACCCGCCUUGUUUGAACGGAGGGACCUGUAGCAACACGGGCCCUGACAAAUAUCAGUGUUCCUGCCCUGAAGGCUAUUCGGGACAAAACUGUGAAAUUGCGGAACACGCCUGUCUUUCGGAUCCUUGUCACAAUGGAGGAAGCUGCCUUGAGACCCCUACUGGAUUUGAAUGUGUCUGUGCGCUAGGCUGGGCAGCACCAACCUGCACGCUUAAUAUUGAUGACUGUUCUCCAAACCCCUGUGGGCAUGGAGGUACUUGCCAGGAUCUAGUUGACGGAUUUAAAUGCGUUUGCCCACCUCAGUGGACUGGUAAAACUUGUCAAAUAGAUGCCAAUGAAUGCGAGGGCAGACCUUGUAUCAAUGCCAAUUCCUGCAGGAACCUGAUUGGUAGUUAUUACUGCAAUUGUAUUGCUGGCUGGACUGGCCAGAAUUGUGAGACAAAUAUUGAUGACUGCGUGGGGCAGUGUCAGAAUGGAGGGACUUGUAAGGACUUAGUGAACGGUUAUCGCUGUCUCUGCCCACCUGGCUAUAUUGGGGAUCACUGUGAGAGAGACAUCAAUGAAUGCGCAAGCAACCCUUGUUUGAAUGGGGGCCACUGCCAAGAUGAAAUCAACGGCUUCCAAUGUCUCUGCCUGGCUGGCUUCUCGGGAAACAUCUGUCAGUUGGACAUCGAUUAUUGCGAGCCCAACCCUUGCCAGAAUGGGGCCCAGUGCUUCAAUUACGAGAGCGAUUAUUUCUGCAGCAACUGUCCGGAUGAUUACGAGGGCAAGAACUGUUCCCACCUCAAAGAUCACUGCCGCUCAACUCCUUGUGAAGUGAUUGACAGCUGUACUGUUGCUGUCGCUUCCAACAGCACCCCAGAAGGGGUCCGCUAUAUCUCUUCCAACGUUUGCGGCCCCCAUGGCAAGUGCAAGAGCCAAGCGGGAGGCAAGUUUACUUGUGAAUGCAACAAAGGCUUCACUGGCACCUACUGUCAUGAAAACAUCAAUGACUGUGAGAGUAACCCAUGUAAAAAUGGGGGCACGUGCAUUGACGGCAUCAACUCCUACAAGUGCAUUUGUAGUGAUGGCUGGGAGGGCACCUUCUGUGAAGCAAAUAUCAAUGAUUGCAGUAAAAGCCCUUGCCACAAUGGAGGGACGUGCCGAGACUUGGUCAAUGACUUUUUCUGUGAAUGUAAAAACGGCUGGAAAGGAAAAACCUGCCACUCACGUGACAGUCAGUGCGAUGAAGCCACGUGCAACAAUGGAGGGACGUGUUACGACGAGGGCGAUGUCUUCAAAUGCAUGUGCCCUGCCGGAUGGGAUGGAGCCACUUGCAAUAUAGCACGGAAUAGCAGCUGCCUGCCAAACCCCUGCCAUAAUGGGGGAACAUGUGUUGUAAGUGGAGAGUCUUUCACGUGUGUCUGCAAAGAAGGCUGGGAAGGACCUACGUGCACCCAGAAUACAAAUGACUGCAGUCCACAUCCUUGCUACAAUAAUGGAAUCUGUGUGGAUGGAGACAAUUGGUACCGCUGUGAAUGUGCUCCAGGUUUUGCAGGUCCUGACUGCAGGAUAAAUAUCAAUGAAUGUCAGUCUUCACCUUGUGCUUUUGGAGCAACGUGUAUAGAUGAAAUCAAUGGAUAUCGCUGUAUUUGUCCACCUGGCCGCGGUGGUCCCAGAUGUCAAGAAGUUUCAGGAAGACCCUGUGUUGCCAGUGGGCAUAUUAUUCCGGAUGGCUCAAAGUGGGAUGACGAAUGCAACAGCUGUCAGUGUGUGAAUGGGAAAGUCUCCUGUUCUAAGGUCUGGUGCGGUCCAAAGCCUUGUGUGAUCAACGCCAAGGGCCACAGUGAAUGUCCCCCAGGCCACACCUGUCAUCCUGUUAAAGCUGAUCACUGCUUUGUCCCACCCUGUGACAACGCAGGCGAAUGCUGGCCAUCAAAUCAACAGCCAGUGAAAAUGACCUGCAGUUCAGAUUCUUACUAUCAGGAACAUUGUGCUAACAUUACCUUCACCUUCAACAAAGAGAUGAUGACUCCGGGUCUGACAACUGAGCAUAUCUGCAGUGAGCUGCGGAAUCUGAAUAUCUUGAGGAAUGUCUCCAUUGAAUAUGCUCUCUACAUCACCUGUGAGCCCUCGCAUUUGGCAAGCAAUGAAAUUCAUGUGGCAAUUUCUGCCGAAGAUAUCCAGGAGGAAAAUAAUCCAGUCAAGGAAAUAACUGAUAAAAUUAUCGACCUGGUCAGCAAACGGGAUGGGAAUAGCACGCUUAUUGCAGCUGUUGCAGAAGUCCGAGUGCAGAGGCGGCCAGUUAAGAGCAAAACAGAUUUCUUGGUUCCAUUACUGAGCUCCAUUUUAACUGUGGCUUGGAUCUGUUGCCUGGUCACCGCUUUCUAUUGGUGCAUCAGGAAGCGGCGAAAGCAGAGCACCCAUACGCACACCGCCUCGGAAGACAACACCACCAACAACGUGCGGGAGCAACUGAACCAGAUCAAGAACCCCAUAGAGAAACAUGGGGCCAAUGCUGUGCCGAUCAAAGACUAUGAGAACAAGAACUCCAAAAUUGCCAAAAUAAGGACACACAAUUCAGAGGUGGAAGAAGAUGACAUGGACAAGCACCAGCAGAAAACCCGAUUUGCCAAGCAGGCAACCUACACGUUAGUAGACAGAGAUGAAAAGCCACCCAACGGCACUCCUACAAAACACCCAAAUUGGACAAACAAACAAGACAACCGGGACUUGGAAAGCGCACAAAGUUUAAAUCGAAUGGAAUAUAUUGUAUAGCAGACAGCAGGUGCUGCCGUGCAGGGCCUUUACCUAUCAAUCUAAGGCAACUCGGAGCUUGUAGUUCUUAAAACGGUUGUGUAAUAUUUUGAGUCUAAGGCUAUUAUUUGCUUAAUAUCCCUGUGUUAAUUUAAGUUUUGACAAGCUGGCUUACACUGGCAGUGAUAGUUGCUGUGGUUGGCUGGAUUACCAAGUGCUGCAUUUCACAUCUAUGCAAAACUAGUCAAAAAAAAAAAAAUGCCCCUGUGUCAAUUCAGCCACAGCCAAUGCAUCCCAGAAAGGUUUCAUGAGGAAUCACUAGGAUUUUAUUUCGCUUUUUUUUCCCCCCCUGUAGGGGGAAAGAAAUAUAUACAUAUUGGUGAGUCUGUUUUGUUUUUUCCUCCCUCCCUCUCCCUCCCUCUCUCGAGAUGUCACAGUCUGUAGUCUUAGAAGACAAAUAUGUUUUAUUUAUUUAUUGAAUUAGAGUUCUUUUGUAUAUUGGUUUUAUGGUGACAUGCAACUAGUUCUGUAUUUGAAAGUGCCUUUGCAGCUGAGAACCACAGCAACUAUCAAAAAAAAAAAGUUUAUUAUUUAUUUUUUUAUUGUAUUUUUUUUUUGGUUUUGUUUUGUUUUGUUUGGGGGAAGGGAGGGACCAGGAAGAUUCAUGUCAGCAGUUGCUGGUUAAAAAAAAUAAUAAUGAAGAAUCGAGAGGAAAAUGUGUCAAAAGUGUAGAAGUUUGUAUAGUUAUGUAAAUAAUUCUUUUUUUUAUUAAUCACUGUGUAUAUUUGAUUUAUUAACUUAAUAAUCAAGAGCCUUAAAUAUCAUUCCUUUUUUUUUAUUUAUACAUAUGUGUUUAGAGCUGAAGUUUUUUCAUAGCAUUGUAUGCUUAUGGCUUCUUUACUUUUUUACUUUUUUUUUUCUCCGUUGUUACAUGUUGCCUACAUGCCAAAAUUUAAAUGUUUUGAAUUUUGUUUUGUCUUAUUUUUAAUUUUUAACAAUAGGAAGAGAUUUCUAGCCUUCGAUGCUGACUUUUUUUGUAUGAUGUCAAAUGUGUCUCUUUUAUUCCUUUGGAAACAGCUUCCAUAGUAUCACAUUCAUAUUUUUUUUUUUUUUUUGUAAAAUACCAGCCAAGGCAGUUAGAUCUAGAUUUUCUCUCUCUCUCUUUUUUUUCUGGCUGCUUUAAAAGAUGGGGUGGGAGGGAAGGAAAGGAUGAGAGGCAGAUCAUAUGCUUCAGAGCAGCUUAAGGGAACACAAAGGAGCUAUAACCUCUGUAGAUGAAACGUGAGAGUUGUGAGUGGUUGCAUGUAAUUAAAAAAAAAAAUACCGAAUUAGUGUGUGAAGUUGGAAGCACCAAAAUCUUAUUUUGUAAAUUCUUGAUUUUCUCCCCCCCAAAAAUAGUAUAAAACUGAACCAUCUGUAGAUUUCAUUUCUUUUCUUUGUAAUCUACUGUGUGUAGAAAGUAUUCUAAUAAGCUAGUUGUUGAAUACUUGAACAGUAGAAUGUCCAGUAAGAUCACUGUGUAGAUUUGCCCAUAGGUUCCACUGCCCGCCUUAAAAAGAAAUAAGGAAAUCAAAGUGCUAUUACAAAAGUUGGAUGAUCAAAUAAUAUUUUUUUUUAAAAAAGGGUUCAAACAUUGACCACUUGGAUCACAGAAAUAACUUGUAUGAUAAUAUUAGUGUUACAUGAACAUGAAAAUACAUCUUUUGAUGUGUUAUUCCUGGCAAUAAAUCUUGAAAAAUAUUUAUUAAAUUUUUUUUUGUAUAAAACUGUGAAAAAAUGAGCUUCAUUGAGCUGCUGACUUCAGUGUCUGGCAAAGAUAUUUUUCAUAGCGUUAGCAUCAAGACCCUUUCUCAGCUCAAUGCCACCUAUGUGUUGGAAUACAACUCAAAAUUGCCCCAGGUUGAUGCUACCUACAGCAGUAGAACCUUCUACUCCGUUUAAGAGAGUAUAGAGCCAUCAAUAGGCCAAGAUGGCAUUUGUGUCCCCACAGAUACACAAUCCAACUAGGUCUUCACUAGGUACAUGUAAUUGCACUAGAUCCCAGCUUCCUUUGCUUGGAAGAAUCUGGGGAUUCAAUUGGUCAUGUGCACCCACUGCCACUGUUGUGGGAAUGGGGAGUGGUCAUUUCACUACAGUCCUAUCUGGAAAUUGUAAUUUAGCACAAUUAUAAAGUUCAAUCAGUUAGGAAGGAUUGUCCUCCGAUCUCACAGAGCUGAACAAUAAAUUGUAAGGCUGCACGAUGGUGUUCUCUUCGUUGGUGAGUUUUAUGAUGGUGCAACUCACCUAUGAGAUUUGGCUGGGUUCAGACAGCAUAUGAAGCCAUAAUAUGGUGUGUUUGCUUUUGCGUGUUAUGUGAACCUAGCAAAUUAUCAUUUAUUAAAUCAUGAUUAAUUGAA